CACACACACAGGCGCAGGACAGCAGCUGCAGUGUUGCCUCCUAGAUAGAGUGAGGAGGGAGGGGAGAGUAAAGGAAGAGGUGCACCGAUUUCCUCCAGCUGAGAACCCAGAUAUUGAAAUAACGGCAUUGCGGGAGUAGUGGUGCGUCCUCACCUGGCCAACUUACCGGAACUUCAUAAAAUCUCCGCUGUGGGUAUAUGUGUAGUAUAGCCUAUAUCUGCAGCACUUUUUCCUCGUUUUUAACAUCUUCAUCUAUAGUUCGGUGCGUUUAGAGUACUCCCUAUUAAGCAAGUUGGUGUGCGCAGUGACCGGAUGCUACCUCACUCAGGAGACACCCGGAUUUUGCUGCAUCCGCAAUGAUCUGAGUGUUACUCCGGAAAGUCGUGCAGCGUGUCCGUGGUGCAUUUUCCCACCCAAAUCUUCAGUUUUGUCUAUCUCAGAGGCUGCGCGCGCGCCAGCAUGGAGUGGCGGAGGUUCAGCACCGUGGACAGCGCCGGAGUUUUCCUCUGUCUCCUCUGCGCGCUGUCGGGGGUCUCGGUUGCGGCCGAGCAGGAAGUGGAGAAUCUGUCCGGUCUGUCUCCAAACCCGGACAAAGACAUUUUCGUGGUGCGUGAAAACGGCACGACUUGUUUGAUGGCAGAGUUCGCGGUGAAAUUCCUGAUCCCCUUCGAUGUCCUCGCGCUUAACGGAAUAGACUUGAUCACGGAGCAGGCGUCUCUCUCUCUCCCCCGCGGUGCGCAGAUCUCAGGCACGUGCGGAAGCAGCGAGGCAGAGCUGCACGUCUCCUGGAGCAAUAACGCCUACACGUUCCGCCUGUACUUCAGCAAGGAGAAACGCACCGUGAGGAGAGAUGGGAAAACGAAAGAGAGUGAAGUGUGGAAGAUAAGCAAGGUUCAGCUGGUUUAUGACACCUCUGAGACAACACACUUCAUCAACGCAUACAACCCGGGGAAACACACUGCCAGCACCCAUCAUCUCUCAGCCCUGGUGACGCCAGCAGGCCGCUCGUACUUAUGCACAGCUCAGCAGACCCUCACCCUCAUCUCCAGUGACCACCAGAAAGGCAUCACGGUCUCCAUGUCUGACAUCCAGCUCCAACCUUUUGACAUCAAAAGCGACUUUGUGUUCAGUGAACCAUAUAAGUGUAUCACAGACCAGCGUGAGCAGCUAGAGGAAGCUCUGCCUCUGGUGCUGGGGCUCAUCCUGGGCCUCAUCAUCGUCAUCACCGUCACUAUCUACCACUUCCACCUCAAACUGACGGCUCAUCAACCCCAGCUGCCCCGCGACCGCUCCCUCUACAAGCACAUGUAGAGACUCUCUAUGCACCGUGACCAAGGCCUGCCAUUAGGGGGAACAGACGAGAUCUGCAAACAUUUUACUCAACGCUUCUGGGAAAACGUGAUGAGUUUUUUCCAUCAUUGAUGUCCGCUGCCUAAUAGUCUGAUCCCUCGCAUUUGAGAUUGUUUUUUUUUGUUGUUGUUUUUUUUAAUUUAUGAUUUUGCUGAUAUGUUGAUGAUAAUGUCAUCUAAAAAAGAUAUAUAUUGACACAUUAAAAUCUUUCAUGUUGUGCCAUGUUGUAUCACUCAGUGUGAAUAGUGUGCAGAACUGAACUGAAGGUAUUUCUGUCCUGUUACAGUGACAGCAAAUACACCAGCAAGGUCUUUUAAGAUGAUAUGAUAUAUGAAUUAUAGUAUAAACACUUGAAUCAUGCAAAAUUUGUGUGCAAAAUUCUAUUCAACAAUAAACUAUUUUAUGUGUGUCCA
This is a messenger RNA of Ictalurus punctatus (channel catfish), 1763 nucleotides long. RefSeq names its product lysosomal associated membrane protein family member 5 (gene lamp5). Bases 460 to 1311 code for a protein of 283 amino acids. The record is from RefSeq and is a predicted model, not a curated record. The transcript is spliced from 6 exons. Lineage: Eukaryota; Metazoa; Chordata; Actinopteri; Siluriformes; Ictaluridae. Gene Ontology annotation, cellular component: membrane.